AUGGACCACCGCCCAUCACGCCUUUUUGCUGAGUUCAGCUCAGCGGCAUCAGUAGCAGUCGGAGACCUCUCCACGCCGCUGUACCUGCCCGCCAUAAAGCUUCUGUGCGAGAAAAGCCCAGACCUUGCGCGAUUUCUUGCAACGGAGGUUUGGAAGCACCUCCAAGUCAAUGACGAACCCCAGUCAGAAGAGGAACUGCCGGCAAUUGACCAGUCACGAAAGAAAAGAAAGGUGUCUGACCCGACUUAUCGUCCGCAAAAGUCUGACAGACCUGCCAACGGCAUCAAACAAGGGGUCUUCAAGUCAUCCCCGGCCGGUGCGGCUGCUCAUGUAUCAGACUACCCCGUGACGGUGAAUGACAUAAACCAACUGGACGGAAACUCAGAGCAUCCCUGCCUUGACAGAGGAUCCGUGGCAGGAUCAGACCAAUGGUCUUUCAAGGACCAGCCACACGCAGACGAAUGCGGGAAUGAGCUCAUGUAUUCCCCUGAGGCCAGCACUUCGACGCUAUCCUCUAUAAAGGUUGAUCUAGAAGACCCUUUUACUCCAUUGGAUGACAACACCAUGGGCGGCGAAUCUUCAUCCUCAUCUGGGCUUGCGUGGAAAGGCCUAAGAGCCGUGGAUGCCUCUGAGGAUCAAGACCGCCCUUCCGAAAACACUAGCGCAUACGCCUUUGGUACAGAGCAACCUGUACAUGGCGUACUCACCUCUGAGUGGCUGGGCCAGGUAUCCGGGAUACCCGAAUCACCAAGCUUGCCGAUGCAGCUUGCGGGGUGCGCCGCGCUUCCAUCUACGCCAGAGCCACAGUUUGGUCCGGAUCAAGAGCAUUCACCACCGACCGAGGAAGUGCCAAGGCGUGACUUCGGCCACCUUUCUGACAGACUUACCCUGAAGAGUCACCUAGAGGAGUUCGUUGAUGAGAUGUCAGACACUAUCGCUGCUCUUAGUGCCAGCUCAAGCGAGGUACCCGCCAAGGCUCAUCUAGCUUUCAUCAACAUGCUUGAAAUUGAAUCUCCAUACAUGCCGAAGAAGAUCGAAUCAGCCAACACUGGAAGCCCAUGCGCAGCAGAUCCAAAGUCUUGGUCGGCCAGUAUGUGGGUGGAAUACCUCAAAGCUGGAGAGGCUCGAACCCAAAAGUCGACUAUUUUCAACUUGGUUGGGUAUAUGGGCUUUUCUGUCUGGCUUGAGAAACAGAUGGAGGCCUUCGAACCGCCUUUGACAAAGCGAGGCACGGCGAGGAAACGAGUGGCAACUCCUUUUCUGAAUUCCCUUCUGAUGGAGGCCGAACACUCGACGGAAUUGGUGGUCAGAUCCGCUGCAGAAAACUCUCCAACGAGCAAUCUCAGCCGUACCCCGAUGAAUGUCACCUCUCAUCAGCGGAGACAAAUCAUCGGAAAAGCCAACAAGGGCCGCAAGCUACGCGAUAUGGUCUCAAAGGUUGGGCUAGGCAUCCUCCUACGGCGAGACAUCUGGAGCUACCAAAAGCUGUCAGGUGAGGACUUCCAACGGCGGUUGGACCGGGAAUUUUGGCUGGAUGCGCGCAAAGGAAGAUUACUCCCUUUACUUGACGAACAAGUUACCAUUUUAAUUAAAGAAGGGAACACGAAUCUGUCACUUUUUCUUGCUUCACUUGAGUCGAGUGGGAUAAGGCGAGGAAUUGGAAUUCAAUGGGGUUGUGCAGGACGCGACCCUCAUGGUCUGGACUCGCUCUUGCGAGCUUUAAACCAGGUACUUGAAGGCUCUGACUCUCAUAAUCUUAUGGUCAGAGAUAAAAUCGAGGUUCCUCUCACCUCGUUUGAUAAUCUCAGGCCGGGUCGGUGGCUUGAUAUGUGGCUAAUCGCUGCUGCGAUUGAACUGACUGACAAGCCUUCCUGGGUGAGAUGUGGCUUGAGCGUCCCUCUUCAUCAACUGAAGGAAGGCGAAUGCGUCCCAAUAGAGAAACCCUUCGGCCUCUGGAGAAAGAAGAUUGACAGUUCCAGGACUGAGCAUAUGGACGACGAGAAACAAGUGUAUCUUUGUCCCUUGAACAUCAACAACAACCACUUCACACUACUCGAGAUCAACGAACGAACGGAGAUGAUUUAUCACUACGACUCGAUUGCAGGGAUGGAUGUGAGACUGGGAAAAGAAGAAACUACCCCAGUACAACAGUUAGUAGAGCAGGCGGAGUUCCACGACCUCGGUUUGACAUAUCAGGAGGCACAAGAGGACAGCUCUUCAUGCGGGUUAAUGGUAAUUCACAAUGCCAUGCUUCGGAUGACCGGCCGUGAAGUUGAGUCCUGGGAGCUCUACAAGAUCGCAUCAUGCAGCCGAAAACGGGCGUUGCGUAGAUCUGGACGUGUUCUGCCUCCGUCAGAACACGCCUAUGUCAUUGUGCCUAGCAUGCAAACAAACAGUGUUGUGUUUGAUCCAUACCGUAGAGUGUACUAA
Thyridium curvatum is the source of this 2430-nucleotide messenger RNA. RefSeq lists its product as uncharacterized. The transcript has 8 exons. The record is from RefSeq and is a predicted model, not a curated record. Lineage: Eukaryota; Fungi; Ascomycota; Sordariomycetes; Thyridiales; Thyridiaceae. The coding region runs from base 1 to 2430 and encodes 809 amino acids.